AUGGGGAGGAAACCAAAUCCUAUGAUCCUUCGACAUUUCGAUAGAGGAGCAAAGUUGAGCGAUAACUCAAAUCGAUACGAACACACCUGCAAGCGAUGUGGCGAGAGAUAUCCAAAAGGGCGGUCCGACGCGUUAAUCAACCAUAUCCUUAAGAAAUGUAGCCGAAUCAGCGCGGAUGAGCGUAAGAAGGCUUUUAUUGAACAUGGGAAUCUGCCACACGAUGCUUAUCUCGUACAUGGGCAGCUACAGCCCGGUGGCCAGCUAGGAGAUGUGCCAAAUGGAGGGAACGAUUGGCACGCGUUAGAUGUGCUUGCGGAAGUGUCGAGGAGCAUUGAUCAUCCUCAAAAUCAUCCUCGAAAUGGUGGUCAACCAGGAGGUCCAAAUCAGUUGCAACUGGCUGAACACUUUACACCUGAUAAUCCUCCUGUUAGCUUUGAGCAACGCGCAGCCCGCGAGAAGUCAAAACUCGAUCAAGCAAAACAGAACCCAAAUUUGCAUUCACAGGAUAAUCUACGAGACGAUGCUAUGGAUAUAACCUACAGUGCCAUGCCGUCAUUUGGUGGUGGAGAAGGAGAAAAUGGUUCGCAUCACGGUUUGCCAGCCUACCGCAAUAUGUCGCCUCAUCUACACCCAGGACAAUUCGUUCCCUCUCGUUCAUCGUCGCCUAACUUUUCUAUGGCACAACGAGCUACAACCAUUGCUCAGGCAGCCGCGGCUAGUUUUGCGCCAAGUAUGGUCGAUCCAGAUAUUCUUCGAGACGAGGCUGCACUCAACGCCCGAAAUCAGUCGGCAGCCGCAGAGAGGCUGUUUGCGCAACAAAUUCAAGAAGCGAAUGCUGCUAUGACUGAGACAUUUCAACCUGAACCUUCUGUGGAAGAACCCCCCGAAGCCAUACCGCAUAGUCCUUCUUGGGUCGAAGAACCAGAACCUGUUCAUGAAUCUUUCUCGGAACAUCCUAGAAGUGCACAGCCUAGCGCGGAGCCGCCCCAGCAACCAGUUGAGUAUCAGCUGGAACAACUUACUUAUCGACCAAUUGCUAUGAGUGGUGAAAACAAUCCGGCUCCUGCAGCAUCGAUGACUGGCGCUUUUAGUGCUGAAUCUGGUGAUGGGGCCCGUCACAAUGGCAAACAAAAGGUCAGAGGCGCGUUCACUGGAGCUCGGCGAGUUGAGGUUCAAGAAGUCAGAAAGCAGGGUGCUUGUAUUCGUUGCAAGAUUUUGAAAAAAUCUUGUUCUUUGGGAAAUCCUUGCAAAGCUUGCGCCAGUGUAGACUCCGCAAGGGUAUGGAAGCAGCCAUGUUCUCGAAGGAGAUUGGUUCAAGAAAUGGAUAUGUUCAGUGCCGGUCUACAUCAUACUCUGAUGACCCAGGCGAUUGAGGCCGAGAAAGAACAUGUUACAUUCCGCUUCUCGGCUGUUCAGAUAGAAGCUUCUCACCAUCCAGAGGCAAAUAUCUUUGCUGCUUUUCCUCUUUACGAGGGAUCGGCGCCUGUGGUUGGUCAGAUUGAUCCUAGUCUGGACAGAACCCCUUCCCAGGAAACCAUCUACAUGAUCGAUACGGACGUUAUUGAUAUUGGUCCGAAGAUUGACGCAUACACCAAACAAAUGAGACCCGUUUUCUUCCAAAACGAGCCCUCGAACUUCAUGCGUACAACACUAGGGUUUGCAGUUGAAGUCCUUGAUGGUCUCGUGGAUAAAGAUUCUCGAUUUCUUUCUGAUACUCUAGACUUGUGGUGUAUGGUACAUAUUCUCGUCGACCACGAAGUAAAAUGGGUUCUUACCAAGAAAGCCAGCACCAUCACCCCACCAGCCACUGCAUCAGUCAAUGACCGCACCUGGCGUCUCGUGAAUGCUCAACUCUCCGCAACUGUGGAGAAGAAGGCCGGUCUCCUUACGAAAUCCGUCCUGCAGACCCUCGAAGUCCGUCUCCAAUCACCAAAGGCGCGUCGUUCUUUUGAGCUCUUCCUAGCUGGACUCAUUAUCCUAAAUUGUCUCGAGAAGACAACCUGGUUCUUCAAUUCCUACGAAAAACCACCUCUCGAAGCAGACUGGCCACUCGAAAGAAAACCGAUCUUAUAUGCUAAUCAGGGUGAGAGCGUUACUAAUAUGCUUAACAUGUUACUCCGAAUCAAGAGCAUUGCACCGAAUGUCGACACGACUAAUGAAGGGAUUUUGAAAAGUGAUUUCAAUGAUCAUAUGAUGCGGUUUUUUCAGAAGGUUCGGUUGACUGAGGGACAAGUCCAUCAAGCGAGGGGCAAUCCUGUUUUUAUUCCUUCGGAUUCGAGAUGUUUCGAGUUGAGAUACUCGGGUAGGUUGAUGAAUAAUGAUCCGGGCGAGGAAAGUAAACCGAACCGUCGUUAG
Glarea lozoyensis ATCC 20868 is the source of this 2355-nucleotide messenger RNA. RefSeq lists its product as uncharacterized. The transcript has 4 exons. The record is from RefSeq and is a predicted model, not a curated record. The coding region runs from base 1 to 2355 and encodes 784 amino acids. Lineage: Eukaryota; Fungi; Ascomycota; Leotiomycetes; Helotiales; Helotiaceae.